Molecule: messenger RNA, 981 nt
Organism: Angiostrongylus costaricensis
Lineage: Eukaryota; Metazoa; Nematoda; Chromadorea; Rhabditida; Metastrongylidae
Source: the annotation of a GenBank genome assembly
AUGAGCGUUCAGCAAUCGGCAUACACGGCAAGCGGAGAUCAACACAACAACACAACGAUGAUGAGCUGCUCCACCGAGGAAGAACGUGCUUGCUUUGAGGACUUUACAGAAACAUAUCUGCCGCCGCCAUCUCCUGGCUGUGAGCAACGAAUAGCUGACACCGUUAAUGAGGUUGCCAACGGUAAAUCUGGUGCAAUAGUGAUUAAAAACCCACGUAGAAAGGGCAAAAGAUCUAGUAGGAGACGUCCAUCGCCUUUGAAUUUCACACGCGCCAGUCUAGUGCCAAACAUGUUUAUGGGUCCUUUCUGCGCAAAGAUGAAUACGUUAUCUGUGCAAGAAAGAGAGGAGCUGGAAAGGCCUUAUAUUGCAAAUUUGCAUGAAACUGUGAGACGCCACAAGUUGCUACGCGAAAGAAGCACUGAUGAGACCAUGGCUAGCACUACUGUGCUGCACACACAGCUUCAAGCUGAGGCUCCGAACGAGAAGAGAAAGCGGGGACGCAAGCCGAAAUCCAUUGAUCAAGCUCGCACUACUACGCUGAACGCACAUCUUCAAGCUGAAGCUCCGAAGGAAAAGAGAAAGCGGGGACGCAGGCCGAAAUCUGUUAAUCAGGUGGAUGACUAUUGGGCUAGCACUACUGUGCUGCACGCACAACAUCAAGCUGAAGCUCCGAAGGAAAAGAGAAAGCGGGGACGCAAGCCGAAAUCCAUUGAUCAAGUUAGAAAGGGCGUACCAUACGCAGAACUUCAAGGUGAAGCUCUGAAGGAAAAGAAAAAUAGGGGUCGCGAACCAAAACCGAGAAAAGAAUCUUCACGAUGGAUGAGGAGGACAACUUCUAUCGCAAUGACUCGCGGUGGCCUACCGUAUGUAGAGCCAGUGCUACGACAAGGACACUGGUUGAGGCGUGGGCAGUUGAGCAAGCAAGAUUUCGACAGGGAUUUUGCUGUACGGCCCACAUCCAAACCGUAUCGAGUGUCAUAG